Molecule: messenger RNA, 2322 nt
Organism: Ostrea edulis (European flat oyster)
Lineage: Eukaryota; Metazoa; Mollusca; Bivalvia; Ostreida; Ostreidae
Product: lysosomal acid glucosylceramidase-like
Exons: 10
Coding region: 31-1638 (535 amino acids)
Biological process (GO): glucosylceramide catabolic process
Molecular function (GO): glucosylceramidase activity
Source: RefSeq, a predicted model, not a curated record
AAACAAUCGGGUUAGGACUGUCAACCUCACAUGACGCAGAGAAGCCGACGUGAAAUGAUGAAUGCAAAAGUUGUAUUGACAGUUACUUUGUUAGCUUUGACACUGUCUGUAAAUUCAAAACAUGGACAGGGCACAGGGCAUGCAGGCUGUGUUUUGAAGGCGUUUGGUGACAAUGCGUAUGUCUGUGUUUGUAAUUCAAGCUACUGUGACACCGUGAAGAACACAGAGCCACAGAAAGCUAGCAAGGGAGGUUACUCCAUAUAUCGCUCAGACAUCACAGGAAACCGUCUACUUCAUAGUUAUGGGAAUGCCAGCAAACAGAAACAAGGAAUAGAAAUUUUAGUGAAUCAGAACACGACAUACCAGUCCAUCAUUGGGUUUGGUGGUGCCUUUACUGACGCUGCAGGAAUCAACAUCCAAUCCUUGUCUGCUAAUGCACAAAGGAACUUGCUAGCAUCUUACUAUUCCACAGAAGGUAUAGAGUAUUCUCUUGGAAGAAUCCCUAUGGCUAGCUGUGAUUUUUCAACUCAUCCAUAUUCCUAUGAUGAUAAUGAUGGAGAUUUUAACUUAACGAAAUUCUCUUUAACGACAGAGGAUUACAAGUAUAAGAUUCCAAUCAUACAGGCUGUAAUGAAGACAUACAAGAAGAACUUAACAUUGUUUGCCAGUCCUUGGAGUGCUCCAGCAUGGAUGAAAACAAACAAAAACAUGACAGGGAAGGGGUCCCUGAUUGGCAAGCCAGGCGGGCCUUACUUCAAGGCCUGGGCCUUGUAUUUUACAAAGUUUUUGAAGACUUAUGCACAAAAUGGUAUUCCAAUUUGGGGUGUGACAGGACAGAAUGAGCCUACAGAUGGAUUCAUCACAAAAUUCUCCUUCCAAGCUAUGGGCUGGACACCUCAAAUGCAAAGGGACUUUAUAAUUAAAGAUUUGGGACCCAUUUUGGAGCAGAACUCCUUGGGUGACGUGAAAAUAAUGAUUUUAGACGAUUCCAGACUUCAGCUGCCAUAUUGGGCAGAACAGGUUUUCAGCAGUGAGGAGGCCAGGAAGUAUGUGGCAGGAAUAGCUGUCCACUGGUAUCAGGAUUUUAUAACCCCCACUGUGGCCCUCUCCAGUACCCACAAAAAGUUCCCUGAGAAAUUCAUACUGGCCACAGAGGCCUGCUCUGGGGCCAUGCCAUGGGAUGUUCCCAAAGUAGCUCUGGGGAGCUGGAAAAGAGGAGAGGACUAUGCUCAUGAUAUAAUACAGGAUCUGAACAGCUUUGUCAGUGGAUGGACAGACUGGAACAUAGCCUUGGACAUGGAGGGUGGGCCAAACUGGGUGAAGAAUUUUGUAGACAGUCCAAUUAUUGUCAAUUCCAAGAUGGAUGAAUUCUACAAGCAGCCCAUGUUUUAUGCCAUGGGACAUUUUAGCAAGUUUAUCAUGCCUGGAUCAUACAGAAUUGAACUAGUGCCCAGCAGCAGCCUCCCUAAAGAUGUUGAGACUGUUGGCUUUCUAAGACCAGAUAAAGCCAUUGUCUGUGUUUUACUGAACAGAUCUAGUCAGGAUAUUGUGAUGGCACUUAGAGAUCCCUCAUUAGGGUAUAUGAAUGUAGACUUAAAAGCCCACACUGUACUAACAGUUCUCUGGUGGUCAUCAUAGCACUUUGUACUUAUUGAAUAGUUUAUUUGUGAUAUCUUAAAAUGUGCAAUAUGACCUUUUGUAUAUUCCUUGGGAUUUCUAUUGAGAUGUAUAUUACAUAUGUUCCUUGGGAUUCCUAUUGAGAUGUAUAUUACAUAUGUUCCUUGGGAUUCCUAUUGAGAUGUAUAUUACGUAUAUUCCUUGGGAUUCCUAUUGAGAUGUAUAUUGCGUAUAUUCCUUGGGAAUUCUAUUGAGAUGUAUAUUCCAUGGGAUUCCUAUUGAGAUGUAUAUUACGUAUAUUUCUUGGGAUUCCUAUUGAGAUGUAUAUUACGUAUAUUCCUUGGGAUUCCUAUUGAGAUGUAUAUUACGUAUAUUCCUUGGGAUUCCUAUUGAGAUGUAUUAUAUUUUACAUGUUCCUUGGGAAUACUGUAGACAUGCUUUUUUCCGCGUGUUAUUAAUUUUCCGUGGAAAUUUGUCACAGCGUACUUUGUAAUCAUACAAAGCGUACUUUGUAGUCAUACAAAGAAUCUGUGUAAUUUUUUACCCGCGGAUUAAACUGAUAUUGUGAUUCUGCGUAAUUAUGAACCGGUGGAAAAAAGUACGUUUCCAGUACUAUUAAGAUGUAUAUUUUUAUAUUUAAGAAGCAUCACACAUUUUGAUUAUUAGAGACUGUAACUGUGAGAAAUACACUAUUUUACAAACUCA